ACUUAUUGAAGAGUGCCAGCUUUCGUACAUUGCAUUGCACAAUUCCGUUCCGAACGUUGCAAAUCGUAAGCCAUACCUUGUGAAUACACCCAAGUGUUUGAAACCAGGUUUUUCUUUUCCAAUAGAUUUUUCCUUGUCCAACGAUGACCAAUUCAUUGUGCUUCAUCAUAUUGUUAUUCAUCAUUGCCAUUCACGAUGUCAAAAGUUUAAACAGAGGUAGAGCGGCAAAUAUUGGUCAAUUUCCGUACGUUGUGUCUAUAUGGAAUGAGAAUCAUCACCACUGCAGUGGUCUCAUCUACGAUACAACUCAUGUUAUCACACCAGGCCACUGUGUGAAUGGAACUUCAAUUGAUAAGCUUAAUGUACUUGUUGGAGUUGUUAAUUUUGAAUAUGAUGAAAAAACAUGGCAUGCUGUUCAAUCAUAUGUCAUUCAUCCGUCAUACCGAAGUAUAGAUUUUCCGCACUACGAGGAUGGAGUCAUCGUUGAUGAUAUUGCUGUCAUAAUUGUGGAUAAGCCUUUCAUCUUCAAUAAUCGUGUUGUUCCAGCGCCGAUCAGUUCAAACAUAUCAGAGCUAGCCCGUGAAUUUCAUCCUGAUAGCGAUACUGAUAGUCAGAUUGAUAUGCGUAGUGAUAGUGAUGAUAGCGGUACAAGUUUUUCGCGUUCCUACUGGCCUCAGGAUUAUACAAUGGUCGGAUGGGAUUCCCGCCUGGAAAAUGGUAUACAAGUACUUAAUUUACAGUACGAAAAUGUCGCCGUUUAUCGACCAUAUGAGUGUCUGGAUAAGUACGAUUAUCUGUCUGCAUUUGAACUAUGUGCUGGCGACUUAAGCGAAAAGGCCUUUUCAUCCCCGGGAGACAGUGGUACACCGAUUGUCUUUGAUGACAAAGUCAUCGCCAUGGUAACAGGUGGUCCUCAUGUACCGGAUGGCACCUUUGUGACGAUCAUUCUCAAAAUAUCCCCGUAUUUUUCUUUCAUUCAGGGGGUUGCGAGUACAAAUCAGUAAUCGCAUUUUCGUAUCUAUCCUCACUGGACUAUGAAAUGGAAGAGAGAUGGAAUAAAUUUAGCUAAAGUCAAUUAA
Fopius arisanus is the source of this 1079-nucleotide messenger RNA. RefSeq names its product chymotrypsin-1. The transcript has 4 exons. NCBI's taxonomy places the organism in Eukaryota, Metazoa, Arthropoda, Insecta, Hymenoptera, Braconidae. The coding region runs from base 144 to 1004 and encodes 286 amino acids. Gene Ontology annotation, molecular function: serine-type endopeptidase activity. Gene Ontology annotation, biological process: proteolysis. The record is from RefSeq and is a predicted model, not a curated record.